Molecule: messenger RNA, 792 nt
Organism: Paramecium sonneborni
Lineage: Eukaryota; Ciliophora; Oligohymenophorea; Peniculida; Parameciidae
Source: the annotation of a GenBank genome assembly
AUGGAUUCAAUUGAUGAUCUCACUUGCAAAUUAGGUUCUUUGAGUUCUGAUCAACAAACCAAUGAUACCUUAAGUUCUGCACAUUUAAGAGCAAGUGAUAUAUUAUGCGAUCUCAAAAAAUCUAUUGACCUAUAUAAUAAACCACUAUUUGCAUUAAAAGAUUAAGUCUACGAUCUAUUUUAAACAAUGAGAAAUAUGACAAUCAAAGAGAAUUAUAGUUAUCAAAUAGCAUCAAUUAUAUUUUUGAGUGAGUACCAAGAUAACUCUUCUUAAAAAAUAGAAAAUGUGAAAUAAAUACUCUAAUAAUGCACAAAUUUAAAUCUAAAAACAUAUUUUGUCAUUUUGAAUACAAAUAAUCGUUAACCAAAUAACAAAGAACUUAGAUAAUUAGUUGAUUAAUUUCCAUGUAGUUUAAGUAUUGUAGAUGCUGAAAUUAAAAAUAUUGAUACAGAACUAUAAAAAAUUAAUAAAGAAUUAAGAAUAGGAUCUUUUGAUACAAGAUUGUUUGUUCAUAUUUCUACAAAUAAAAGUAUGAAAAUCUUUCUUGAAAAUUUAAUUACUUCUUUAUAUAAAUUUUAGAAGGGAUUGGCUUAAAAUGAUAAAAUUUAUUGGUCUUCAUGCAAGAAAAAUGAUUAAUUCACUGCUGUAGAAAUUUAAGAAUAAUAAGAAGAUUAAAAGAAAGAAGGAAAAAAAAAGAAAAGAUAAAAAAUGUUCAUUGGUUUAACUAUAUUAAUAGUUUUAACAAUUCUUUGUUAUUUAUUAUAUGUUGUAGUUAUUACAUUUAAAUAAUGA